Stereum hirsutum FP-91666 SS1 is the source of this 219-nucleotide messenger RNA. RefSeq lists its product as uncharacterized. NCBI's taxonomy places the organism in Eukaryota, Fungi, Basidiomycota, Agaricomycetes, Russulales, Stereaceae. The transcript is spliced from 2 exons. The record is from RefSeq and is a predicted model, not a curated record. The coding region runs from base 1 to 219 and encodes 72 amino acids.
AUGCAGUUCUCCGCCGCAUUCUUUGCCCUCGCCUCUGCGCUUCUCUUCAUCGCCCCUGCCAGUGCUGCGACGUUACAGACUGACAUCGCCUGCACCCCAUUGUCCGCCUGCAACGGCAACAACCAUUACAACGCCGGUCAUUCAUGCAAGUAUUACCUCAGCGGCUGCUCAGGAAGUGUACUCGAGGGCCGUAAGUUGUUUACCACUAUUGUCAAGUGA